Molecule: messenger RNA, 869 nt
Organism: Phalacrocorax carbo (great cormorant)
Lineage: Eukaryota; Metazoa; Chordata; Aves; Suliformes; Phalacrocoracidae
Source: RefSeq, a predicted model, not a curated record
CCAGCACCCCAUGGCCCCCCAUAGCCCCCCUCACCGCCAGGCCCCGCCCCCGGCCGCCGCCGCCCGUCUCCCCCAGCGGCUCCGCAUGAUGGCGCCGCCGCCGCCUCCCAGCAGCCCCGCGCGGCGCCCGGACCGGGGCGUGGCCCGGCGCCGGAACCGCAUUUCCCAGCAUGCCCCGCGCGGGAGGAAGGGGCGGGGCUUGCCGGCGGCGUUGCCAUGGCGACGGACGGCGCGGAGGCGGCGGGCCGGGGCCGGCUGCGGGGGGAGCCGGGAGGUGCCCCCCCCCCGCACCCACCCCUGGAGGCCACGGGCAGUGACGUCACCCACCAGCCCAACCCCCUGGCUCCCCCAACCCGCGUGGACCCCCAGUCGGGCCUGCUGUGCCGCUGCCUGCCGGGGGGGCCCCCCCCCGAACCCCGCUCCGACUGGGCCCCCCCCCAGGACCCCCCGCGGCGGGGGGACCCUGGCGGGAAUCGGGGCGCCCCACGGCCGCCCCCCAACGCCUGCGGCUCCUCAACACCCUGACGGGCAGGAGCACGUCAUCGAGGCGCGGGGGGCGCAGGCCGGGGGGCUGCUGCGGCAGGCGCUGCCCUGGAACGCCCACGCGGGGGGGUACGCCUGGCGCUGUGGGGGGGCCCCGCUGCACCCCGAGGGGCCCCCCCCGCGCCCCCUCCCCGACGGCUCCCCCCCCACCGUCCUCCUCUACUUCACCGACGACUUCGGCGAGCAGUAGCUGCGCCCUGGGGCGAGGCUGCCCCCCCCACCCCCCCCCGACAGGCGGACGGUGACACCGGGGGGGUCCCCAGGAGGGUCCCCCCCAAUUUUGGGGGCGAACUGUAACUUUUUGAGCAGAAAUAAACCCGGUUUUG